CCGCCCAGCCAGAGUGACCUUUCUCUUUGCCACAAGAGGUAGACUUUUAUCAUUGUGCUGGGCGAGGGGAGCUCUGAGAUGCCGCCAUGGAAGUGCUGGAGGCGAUCUGGGGCUCGCUGCGCCUUCUGCUCGCUAUUUCUAUCCUGGUGUUUGUGCUUUACUGCUGCUACAUCAAGUCAGUCCAUAUGAAAUACGAUCAUAUCCCCAGCGCCCCGAGGCAGAGCUUUUUCUUGGGUCACCUGCCAAUCAUGUGGAGAAUGAUCAAAGCUAAGGAGCCUGUUUACAAUCUCUUUCUGCAAUGGGCUGAGGAAUAUGGACCCAUUCUGCGUUUUAAUACCUUUCACAGAGUCACACUCUUGGUAUUAAGUCCUGAAGGAGUGAAGGAAUUCCUGAUGUUACCACAAUACCCAAAGGACCGAAUUACAUAUGGCCGACUUUGUAAUAUGUUUGGUGUAAGAUUUUUCGGGAAUGGCUUGGUAACCGAUUGUGACUAUGACCAUUGGCACAAGCAGCGGAGAAUUAUGGAUCCAGCAUUCAGUCGAACUUACCUGAUGGGCUUGAUGGGAACCUUUAACGACCAAGCAGAAGAGCUUAUGAAGAAGUUGGAGGAAAAAGCCGAUGGAAGAACUGAAGUGAAUGUGAUGAGCCUACUGAGGCGGGUGACGCUGGACAUCAUUGCAAAGGUGGCCUUUGGCCUAGAAUUGAAUACCCUGCAUAAUGAGCUCACACCUUUUCCACACGCGGUGUCCACGAUCAUGGAAGGACUGGGUGAGGCACGCAACCCGUUAUUCGAGUAUAUGCCAUGGAACAGGAAAGUAGUGAAAGAUGUUCAAGAAAGCUUAAAGCUUCUGCGUCGUACUGGGAAGGAGUGUCUCGAACGGAGGCACAAGGCCAUGGAGAUUGGAGAAGAGAUCCCGCUGGAUAUUCUCACUCAGAUACUAAAGGGUGCAGCUCUGGAAGAGGACUGCGAUGAUGAAAGUCUACUGGACAAUUUUGUCACCUUCUUCUUCGCAGGUCAUGAAACUACUGCCAAUCAGUUGUCUUUCACCAUCAUGGAACUGGGACGGCACUCCAAUAUAACAAUGAAACUUCAGGCUGAAGUGGAUGAGGUCAUUGGUAUGAAGAGAGAUGUUGCCUAUGAAGAUCUUGCACAGCUUAAAUACUUAUCACAGGUUCUUAAAGAAGUCCUGCGAUUAUAUCCACCAGCCCCAGGCACCGUACGAUGGACAGGAAAGGAACACAUUAUUGAAGGGAUCAGCAUUCCAGCAAACACCACUGUAUUUUUCAGUACAUAUGCCAUGGGACGCAUGGAGAGGUUUUUCAAGGAUGCUCUGGUCUUCGAUCCUGAUCGGUUUAGCAAAGACCAACCAAGGCCAUACUUUUCCUAUUUCCCAUUUUCUCUGGGGCCUCGUUCCUGUAUUGGGCAGAUAUUUGCACAGAUGGAAGCAAAAGUGGUGAUGGCCAAAUUUCUUCAGCGGUUUGAAUUCCAGCUGGUUCCACCACAGAGCUUCAACAUUAUGGACACAGGAACACUGAAGCCAUUUGAUGCUGUAGUAUGCAGACUGAGACCACGCCGCCAGAUUGGUGGGGAGGAUUAAACAGAACAUCAACUAUGGGACGCUGCCUGUGGCAUUUUAGAACUCUUACUAGAAUAUGUUUAAAAACUGCAUUUCAUACACGGGGGUAGGGGACUGACUUCCCCUGUGGGCCAUUUUGACAAGUGGGCAGGGCUGCCUUUCUCUGAUGAUCACAUGAUACUGUCAUGACGACAGGUGAAGCGUUUUCAUUUGAAAUCAAACCGUGCAGGAAAGAAGCAGGGCUUUGCAGGUGCCAAUGGUCAAGCUGACUGGCAGCACUUGCAAAGCCUUUUGUAGAUAAAUUUGAUUUUCAGGAAAAAUAUUUUGGAUUUCUCAUUACUGUAGGACAGGCAUUGGGAGCCUUGGGGGUGAUUUAUAAGAUGCCACAUGCCAGCAGUGGGUGUUCCUUGUGCGGUCAGAGCCAAAAGUGGGUCGAGCCAACUCCUCCCUGUCUGCUACUCUCUUUUCUUCCUCUCUCUUACUUUCUAUCCAGUGGGCUACUGGAGAGGGACAAAUGGUUUUUGCCAGAGGUCUGAACUGAUUGCUUGAAAAUGGCUCUGUCCUCCCCCCACUUCUCACAAGAAGAGCUUUGAUAGAUCCAGCGUCCAUUAAUUGAUACUUGCAUCUUUCAAGAACUUGCCAGUUAACAUAAGAAGAGCCUUUGGGGGCAAGCCAGUGGCCCAUCUAGGCCAGCAUCCUUUUCUCACACUGGCCAACCACAUGCCUCUGGGAAGCCCACAAGCAGGACCUGAGCACAACAGCACUCUCCCUUCCUGCAGUUUCCAUGAACUGGUGUUCAGAAGCAUAUUGCCUCUGACUGUGGAGGCAAAUCUUAGCCAUCAUGGCUAGUAGCCAUUGACAACCUUAUCCUCCAUUUGUCUAAUUCUCUUUUAAAGCCAUCCAAGCUUGCGGCCAUCUCUGCCUCUUGUGGGAAUAAAUGUCACAGUUUAACUA
This is a messenger RNA of Rhineura floridana, 2531 nucleotides long. Its product is annotated as cholesterol 24-hydroxylase. The record is from RefSeq and is a predicted model, not a curated record. NCBI's taxonomy places the organism in Eukaryota, Metazoa, Chordata, Lepidosauria, Squamata, Rhineuridae. Gene Ontology annotation, molecular function: iron ion binding; heme binding; cholesterol 24-hydroxylase activity. Gene Ontology annotation, biological process: cholesterol catabolic process. The coding region runs from base 87 to 1598 and encodes 503 amino acids. The transcript has 15 exons.